AUGACUUGGUUCAGGAACAGGAUAGCCCACAUUCCACCAGGGGACUGGUGCAGCUACUCUUCGCCAGUGUGCCAGAUGUUACUUACUUAUGUUGAUCGGAGGAUACUUAUUUACAGACAAGUCAGAUAUUGUCGGGUGCGUGUCGUUAGUCAUGUCGUGGAUCUACCACAGGUUCUCGACUUUCUGUCCUGCCGAAUACGAUAUUCUCAGAUUUUCUCUUAUUCCGAGAUCAACAAGGCUGUUGCACAAUUUGCUGGUUGCUACGAUCAAGCUAGUCGAAACAUAAGGAGUGGUUCGAACGCUGAUGAUAUAAAGGAGUUGGCUUAUAAACUUUAUUCCACAAAUUAUGGUCAAAAGUUCACUUUUGAGAGGCAUUGGAACAUGCUUCGGUUGGAGCAAAAAUGGAGAACCCAACUACCUACACAGAGUGGCGGCUCAAAGAGAACCAAGGUUAGUGCAACUAGAGCAUACUCAUCCUCAUCAAACCCAGAAACACCGUUAGCUGACGAACCCGGUGUGGACUCUCCCGUUCGCCCACAAGGAUCAAAGAAGAGCAAGCGAAGAGGUAAGGGAAAAGCACAAAUGUCUGAAGAUUUUAGCGAAAGAAAAUCAUUGGUUGUCAAAAAAUUAUCUCUCAUGGAAGAUAUUAAGAAUGUUAGAGAAAAGGAACUAAUGGAAAAGGAAAAAGAAAGAGAAGAGGAGAAGGAACAUAGAGCAAAGAUGAUGGCAAUCAAAGAGAAGGAGAUACAAAUUCAAGCGGCAAUGAAAGAACAAGAAUUACAAACUCAGAGGUAUAUUAAAGAAAUGGAGAUAAAAGCAAAAGAAAGGGAAAUGGAUAUGCAAAUACUUAAUGCUGACACGUCUACAAUGAGUGAGAAACGACGAACUCUUCAUGAGAUUGCAUGUGAGAAAAUAAUGGCCAAGUGGUUUACUUAA
Messenger RNA from Arachis stenosperma, 936 nucleotides. RefSeq names its product glutathione S-transferase T2-like. NCBI's taxonomy places the organism in Eukaryota, Viridiplantae, Streptophyta, Magnoliopsida, Fabales, Fabaceae. The transcript has 3 exons. Bases 1 to 936 code for a protein of 311 amino acids. The record is from RefSeq and is a predicted model, not a curated record.